Molecule: messenger RNA, 1112 nt
Organism: Monopterus albus (swamp eel)
Lineage: Eukaryota; Metazoa; Chordata; Actinopteri; Synbranchiformes; Synbranchidae
Gene: c1qb
Product: complement component 1, q subcomponent, B chain
Exons: 5
Coding region: 114-833 (239 amino acids)
Molecular function (GO): protein binding
Source: RefSeq, a predicted model, not a curated record
ACAGUUUCACUUCCUGUUUUGUUUUCAUUGAGCUACCUCUGUUGCUGCGAACCAGGACAGCUCUUCAGCAGCUUUUCACUGCAUCACAAGGCAAAAAGACAAAAGACCUGCAAAUGGUCCCCCAGUGGCUGAGCUGCAGUACUGCAGCACUGUUGCUCCUGCUUCACAUCACUACCGCUGUCACCCAGUCUUGCAGUGGCGUUACCCCAGGGAUUCCUGGGAUACCAGGCACUCAUGGGCCCGACGGUAGAGAUGGCCCCAAAGGAGAGAAGGGAGACCCUGGUGAGUCAGGUUUGUCUGGCAGGGGACAAAAGGGGUUGCCAGGUCUGCAGGGCCCCCCGGGACGGCCCGGACUGAAAGGAGACCUGGGUGAACCAGGGCCUCCUGGAGCUACUGGCCGGCAGGGGCAGAAGGGAAGAGCCUUCAUCCCUUUCAGCCAGCAAAGAUCUUUCUUCUCCUACGUACGGACAAUAUCAUACCCACCACAGAUUGACACUGACAUCAACUUCGACAGAGAGAUUUUGCCAGACCGGUUUCAAGGAGGGUCGCUGACAAAUGGAACAUUCACAUGUGCCACCAAAGGCGUCUAUUUCUUCAGUUACCACAUAUCAGCAAAGAACAGAGUGUGUCUGAAGCUGAUGAGGCGCGGUGAAGCCCACAUGACGCUGUGUGACACAUCUGACGGUUUCCUGGUCACCUCCGGUUCGGCGGUCCUCAAGCUGGAGGCGGGAGACAUGGUCUCACUGCAAGCAACCAAGUACAACAACAUUGUGGCAGGCCAGAGCAGCACCAGCCACACCUUCACCGGCUUCCUGAUCUUUUCCACUGCUUAAAGCUCCAGCCCCAAUCAUACUCAAAGUCACAGACCUUUUGAAGCAUUUAUAGCAAUGAAAUAAAAUGUGCUUCCUGAAAUAGUACAAAAACAAGCAGAAUUAAUAAAGGUUGCCUGAGUCGUAUCGUGUUGCAUGUUUUAGCUCAUUACUGUAAUAACAAAUCAUGUGUACUUUAAAUUACUAUUUUCCAAAAACAUACUGUAACAUUUUAUAUCAAAUUCCAAAUUUUCCAACAGUCAAUAUUUGGGGAUUGCAAUAAAUCCUUCACAGUGAACAAUU